GGAAGUGUCCGUACGCCGGUGUCUCCCUGGUUGCGCAAGACGCCAUUUUGGAGUGACAGUGAAAUAAAACGGAAAGAUCGAGAAGCUGUCUUUGUAAAGCUUCGUCACCAUGGGGAAUGUAUUUACAAGCUUAUUCAAGGGCCUGUUUGGCAAAAAAGAAAUGAGGAUUCUAAUGGUUGGGCUUGAUGCUGCUGGAAAAACAACUAUCCUAUAUAAACUGAAGCUUGGAGAGAUAGUCACCACCAUUCCCACCAUUGGUUUUAAUGUUGAAACUGUAGAAUACAAGAACAUCAGCUUCACAGUGUGGGAUGUGGGCGGUCAGGACAAAAUCAGGCCGCUGUGGCGCCACUACUUCCAGAACACUCAAGGGCUUAUCUUUGUGGUGGACAGCAACGACAGGGAGAGAGUGAACGAGGCGAGGGAGGAGUUGUCCAGAAUGCUCGCUGAGGACGAACUCAGAGACGCCGUGCUGCUCGUUUUUGCAAAUAAACAGGAUCUCCCCAACGCUAUGAAUGCUGCAGAGAUCACAGACAAGCUGGGCUUGCACGCCCUCCGCCAGCGCAGCUGGUACAUCCAGGCCACCUGCGCCACCAGCGGGGACGGCCUGUACGAGGGCCUGGACUGGCUCUCCAACCAGCUGAAGAACCAGAAAUGAUCCAUUCCACCAGUUUUGAUUUUUCGUUUGUUGUUUAUUUUUUCUGUUUCAACACAGCGGCAGCACCGGAUCCAGGCCCCUGCGCUCCCAUCUAACCCAGUUUUCUGCCCCAGCUCUUUCUUUCAAGAACUUCCUUCAUUCCCUCCUCUUGCUUUCUCCCCUCGUCAGUACUCUUGGGGCUCUAGCCUGUGCUGCUUGUGUGUGCGUGGGCGUGCGUGUGCGAGCGUGUGUGUGUGUGCGCGUGUACCUUGUGUGUUCAGCGAGUGUGUGUGGGUGUGAAGGCGUCUCUGUGUAUGUUGGCUGGGAUUGGGAGUAACCCUGGCGUGCCUUUUACACACCUCCUGUGGAAUCAGCAGUCUGGUUUUCAAGCCCCUUUCUCCAUCCACCAAACUCAGCCUCUGCCCCACUCAGCCUACCCCCACUCUCAGUCUUGCACGGCCCCCUUCUCCCCACCCUUACUCUCCAGAGGAAGCAUGGUUUUCAUACGGCAAAGAAAGAGCAAGGGUGCAAGUUCUCCUCCCUCUCUCCCUGUAGUAUAUAUCUAUGUUAACUAGAAAUGUUCACCCAAUGUAGACUGAAUGCUAGAUGUUCAUUUUAUCCUCUUGAUUUUGAAACCUCAAACCCACCAGUAAGAGAUUCAGUAAAUUGCAUCUUAACCUGUAUCAGGUCGAAGCAAAUCAAAAAACGGAAAAAAAAAAAAGGUAAAAAAAAAAUAAAUAAAAAUAAAAAACGCCCAUCCUCGAUCAUUCUGGUGUCAUUUGAAAAUCAUGCUGUUUGUUUUAUUAUUAUUAUUAUAUUGGAAUAUAACAGAUUAUUCUUAGCAAUGGUUCUCCAGUGAACACUACCUUUGUCCCCACCACUAAGCGAGACCGUGAAGCACAAGGCAAACCAACAAUCGUUAAAAGCGAAGAAAUUAAAAUUAGAAUCUGCGAGUAUAUGCAAUUCUUGUCUUUUCAAAUCUUUUUUGGUAGCUGGCAUUUAAUUCCCUGGAUUAAAUUGGAUUUUUGAGAUGACUUUCAGUGUAAUGAAUCUUUCUGACAGUGUUCCUACUUUAUGUGUGUGUUGGACAUUUCGCAAACUUCAGCCGGUUAACUUGGUGUCCUGAUACAUUCACAGGCUUCACAUGUUAUUCCUUUAAGAGAUGUUACAUGUGUAUUUGUUUUUUUUUUUUUUCUGUGACUAGUUUUAGCAUUUCUAUUUGUACUAUGACUGCUGAACCAAAUGCAUUUGAGCAGUGUGACAAAUCCUGUUUAUGGAAGUAGUACGUGCAUCCUCGAGGGCCUCAAUUGAUUUUGACGAGUUUUUUUUUUUCUCUUUUUUUUUUUUUUUUUCUCACCAACGGUUGGCAGUUAUACUUUUGAAAAUCUGAAAGCAUCCAGCUGUCUAAUUUUCCUAGUUGGGAUGAAGGAUUGGCACCAAAAAAAAAAAACAACAACAAAACAAAAUGAAGGCUCUUUAACUGUGAACGGUCCAGACGCGAAGAAUGGAAACUAGUUCGAAUGUCUGGGUGUUUACAGGCUACUACUUCUCACUAUAGCGCUGCGUACUUUGUGACUGAAAAAGACCAACACAACUCUUGUCGGUGGCUCGGCGGCGAGCUGGAAGGACUUGGUGGUAGACCUGUCGAGGGGAAUGGGUGUGCAGUUACCUGGUCGUGAGAUUCAGCAGGCGUCCUCAGUGUUGAACCAUGGGGGUUAAGCUGGCACUUCUGUCAAGAAUGAUUGUAAAUCUGUAAGUUCCCCUGUAAACUGUUUCUGUGGGGAUUUCCUGAACACAUUAAUAAACAUGAUUUGAUCCAACA
This is a messenger RNA of Stegastes partitus (bicolor damselfish), 2456 nucleotides long. Its product is annotated as ADP-ribosylation factor 1-like. NCBI's taxonomy places the organism in Eukaryota, Metazoa, Chordata, Actinopteri, Pomacentridae. The record is from RefSeq and is a predicted model, not a curated record. The transcript is spliced from 5 exons. Bases 110 to 655 code for a protein of 181 amino acids. Gene Ontology annotation, molecular function: GTPase activity; GTP binding.